This is a messenger RNA of Pararge aegeria (speckled wood butterfly), 908 nucleotides long. RefSeq names its product low molecular weight phosphotyrosine protein phosphatase-like. Gene Ontology annotation, molecular function: non-membrane spanning protein tyrosine phosphatase activity; acid phosphatase activity. Gene Ontology annotation, biological process: protein dephosphorylation. NCBI's taxonomy places the organism in Eukaryota, Metazoa, Arthropoda, Insecta, Lepidoptera, Nymphalidae. Gene Ontology annotation, cellular component: cytoplasm. The record is from RefSeq and is a predicted model, not a curated record. Bases 340 to 825 code for a protein of 161 amino acids. The transcript is spliced from 5 exons.
GUGCACAGUUUGCAGAGUGUUUGUACACAAAUCAGCAAAAACCUGUUUUAACAGGAAAAUUCAUGCUUCAGAAUUCAGACAUAAAACGAACCAUGGUAUUCCCCAAUAUCCAUAGCCUACAUUCGCUUAUAUUACGUGCCCAUGUGAGACAGACCUCAGUUAGUAAAGUAACAAGUUACAAAGUAAGUUUAUACCUAGUGAAAUUUGUGUUGUGUGCGUAAAGAAAACUUUAAAAAUUGUUUUGUUUCAGAAACUAGAACAAUCACGAAAUUCCCACAAACAACACUAUUUCAGUUAAACUAUUGCAAGAAAAACAAAAGCCAAAUCAAUUAAAUAAAUAUGGCAGAUACUACAAGAAAAGCUCUAUUUGUUUGUCUUGGAAACAGCUGUCGAUCACCUAUAGCAGAGGGUGUAUUCCAGAAGACAGUGAACAAAAUGGCCCAAGGGCAUCUGUGGGAGAUUGACAGUGCGGGUAUAGCAGACUGGAAUGUUGGCUAUCCACCCACCAACAGAGCCAAAAACACCAUGAAGCGACAUGAUGUGCCAUACAAUAAUGUUGGCAGACAUAUAACACAGGAAGAUUUCAACAAUUUUGAUUUCAUAUUUGGCAUGGAUGAGAGCAAUAUGAAAGAUCUACGGGAAAUGGCACCCGACGGAUGUAAAGCAAAAAUAUUUUUACUGGGAGAGUUUGAUCCAGAGGGAGAAAUAAUCAUAAGAGACCCAUACUUUGACAACCAUGACAGGGGUUUUGAAAAGUGCUACCAGCAAGUGGUGAGGUGUUCCAAAGGAUUUUUAGAAUGGUUGGAGCAAAGAAGCGAUAUGUAACACGUGUGAUAACAAAAUUAGAAGAAGCAAAGAAUAUGGAUGUGACAAGGAAUUAUAAUGGAACUAGCCUUUAAUAAGUUUAA